AUGAGCUCUGCUUAUUUAAUGACUGUUGCUUUGACAGUCAUUGGAUAUGCGACCGCUGACUCUACGCGGGUGAUUGAUGCAGACUUUGCAGACCCUUGUGUUAUCCAAACAAGCGAUGGGUAUUUUGCCUUCGCUACAAACGGAAAUGGCGUGAAUGUCCAGGUUGCAUCAUCCUCGGAUUUCUCGACAUGGGAUCUCAUGUCUGGUACCGAUGCUCUACCUGGCCCAUUUCCAUCCUGGAUUGCCUCUUCUCCUGCUAUUUGGGCACCCGACGUGAAUCAAAGAGCCGAUGGCACUUUUGUCAUGUACUUCUCCGCUGCCUCUAGCGAGGACUCCAGCAAACACUGUGUUGGAGCCGCCACGUCUACUAGUAUUACAGGACCCUACACACCAGAGGACACUGCACUAGCUUGUCCCCUAGACCAGGGCGGAGCGAUUGAUGCAGAUGGUUACAGUGAGGGAGGUAAUUAUUACGUUGUAUACAAGAUUGAUGGCAACAGUCUCGAUGGAGAUGGAACAACACAUCCCACGCCCAUCAUGCUUCAAGCUCUGAAUUCGGAUGCUGUCACCCCUAAUGGAGAUGCCACCCAGCUUCUCGAUCGUGAUGACGCCGAUGGACAACUCAUUGAAGCUCCGAGCCUUGUCAAUGUGGACGGUACAUACUAUCUCUCGUUUUCCUCGAACUCGUACAGUACGACGGCCUACGAUGUUAGCUACGCGACCGCUUCGGCGCUGACUGGGCCUUAUACCAAAGCCCAAGCGCCUAAUGCACCUUUGCUUGUCUCUGGAGAUCCGAGUAAUGUUGGGGAUCUGGCAGGGCCUGGUGGUGCUGAUUUCAAUGGUGAUGGCUCUAAAAUCGUAUUCCAUGCUUUUGAAAAUGGCCAAAAUAUUGACAACGGUCGGGCGAUGUAUGUCGCCAACAUUGGUGUUUCAGGCGGAUUUAUCGCUAUUCAAUAG
Messenger RNA from Penicillium angulare, 957 nucleotides. Its product is annotated as glycoside hydrolase family 43 protein. Bases 1 to 957 code for a protein of 318 amino acids. Gene Ontology annotation, biological process: carbohydrate metabolic process. The transcript has 2 exons. Gene Ontology annotation, molecular function: hydrolase activity, hydrolyzing O-glycosyl compounds. The record is from RefSeq and is a predicted model, not a curated record. NCBI's taxonomy places the organism in Eukaryota, Fungi, Ascomycota, Eurotiomycetes, Eurotiales, Aspergillaceae.